UGAAGGUCAAUGUUCUGUGAGUGCUGGAUGUGUAAAUAAGCUGCUAACACGUUACCUCUUGGUACUUAAGGUGAUCGUGUGUCAGUGCUGGUUUCAGUCUGUUGCUCAUUUGGCAUUUCUAAAGUGAUGUUUGGAUGGUUUCUUGGUUAUGAAACAACAUGAUUUUAUAGUGAAGGACUUGGAACUGGUUGUUGUAGUCGUUCUGUGUCCAAGAAAUAUAAACACAUAAAACGCGGUGUGUGUGUGUGUGUGUGUGUGUGUGGGGCCCCUGGUCAAGUCUGCCUUUGUGUUUUUACUGGAUUUCUGUUGUGCCCUUAAGAUCAUAGUUACAUAGUUCAUUACAACAACAGGAAGCGUCAUGAGAUGCUAUGUGAGAAGUUUGGUUGUCACAGUGUAUGACUGAACCAACAUGCACUGUACCUGUUUUUUUCCAUUUGUAAUGUUAGACUGCUCAUUGGAUGGAAACAUUGAGAGGUUAGGUGUCUCUCUGUCAGGUCAGCUGCUGCACACGACAUGUCACUCGCAUGUCCAGUUCAUCUCAGAGGGCAUGUCCGCGAUGAUGUCAUGUUUAGAAACGUAACAAAAGCUUCCUCCACAGUUACUAGAGGUAACACGCAGGAGGCCUGCUGCGUCAUGUGCUCAAACAUUAGCCUUGAGCUGUUUCAUAUUGUAUGCACAUUCCUCGGAGAGUUCAUAUUGUACAGUAUGCACACUGACACAGAGAGUUCAAAAGAUGUGGCUUGGAACCGACAGACAGCACAUUCCACAGUUUCUUUCACACUCUCACUGUGUGUUCACCUCCAUUCCUAGUCUUUGGAACCAUAUCACCAGGUACAACAUUGUAUGCCUGGCUAUGUUUUAUUAGACAGUUGUGUACACUCUAUGAAAAAACGCUGCAUCCUGUUUACUUCACCACUGUGUUUGCACAGCAGGGUGCCAAAACAUUGAACUUUACUCAUUUUAUUUAUUUAUUACUGUUUUUGCAGUGAGUAAAUAUUAGUCAGUUAGUUAAUAGCUAAUGUGUUUUAGUUGACUUUGAGCUCAUUUUCUUCACAUCUCAGACAGAAAUUCAUGUAAAACAAGUUAUAUGUAAUUCUUAGCAAUAUAUUUAUAUUAAAUCUAAAUGUUUAAUAUUGAGAUACCAUGACAUCAACAUCAAAAUCGAUUCCCUAUCUCCUGCCCCUACCGAGAUGGUAGCGAGAAAGAGUAAUGAUAGAUAGUUAGUCAUCUAUCAUGAUUCCAUCUCUAAUCACGUUGGGUUGCCCUGCCGUGCUGCUUUGUGCUUCACAACAUAAGAGAAAUCAGGCCUUACCUGACUGAACAUGCUACCCAACUCCUGAUACAGGCUGCGGUCAUCUCGUGACUAGACUACUGUAACAACCUCCUGACGCCUCCCAGCCUGCACAGAAACAUUCUCAGAUGAUCCAGAACGUGUUGGCACGCCUGCUUUUCAAUCAACCCAAAAGGUCACGUUACCCUCUUGCUCAUUGAGCUCCAUGGCUACCCACACUAAAUUCAGAUUCUUAAUGCUCGGUUUCACAGUAGUUUACCCUCCUACUUGAAUGCCCUUAUACAGGCAUGCGUUACCUCCUGACCGUUGUGCUCUGCCAGUGAACGAUGCCUGGCUCUGCCACCUGUACACUCAGGGCAAUUCAAACGUUUCUUGACUGUUGAUGGAACAUGCUACCAGUUCCUACCAGAUCAUGAGCGUGAUGAAGACAUUGUGAAUUCUCAUAGCUUGGCUCGAGCCUCAGCUUCAUAGAUGGAGCGGCUCCACUGGGUGCAGCAUCGCUGUCGGCAGCUGCUGGCGGGAGACUCUGGGCGAGGCUGGUACUCUACCCCCAAUGGCCUUCCCAACAAAAGUUCCCUGGAAGCUCACACCUCCCCACACAGAGUUGGUGGGAAGCGGAGAACAGUGUUUGCACGUCAUGGGCCCCACCAACAGGAGUAUGAAGCCGUCUGCAAAAGCUACAAGGGCAACGCCAUCCGCACUACCAAGUACAGCCUGUUGACCUUCAUCCCCAUGAAUCUGUUCCAGCAGUUCCACAGAGCUGCUAAUCUCUAUUUCUUGUUCCUGGCGUUGCUGAACUGGGUGCCAGUUGUUGAAGCCUUUCAGAAGGAAAUAACCAUGAUUCCUCUGCUUGUGGUUCUCGUUGUUAUUGCCAUCAAAGAUGCCCUGGAAGACUACAGACGUUACCUGUUCGACAAGAAGGUCAACAACAAUGUAGUGCGAGUGUUCUGUGGCACACAGAAAGCCUAUGUUGACCAGUGCUGGAAGGAUGUGCGAGUUGGAGACUUUGUCCGUCUGUCCUGUAAUGAAAUCAUCCCUGCUGACAUGUUGCUGCUGUAUUCCUCUGACCCUCGUGGGGUUUGUUAUAUUGAGACCGCCAACCUGGACGGAGAGACCAACCUGAAACAGAGACAGGUUGUUUUAGACCUCCCAUCUCAGGGAGCAGAGUUCACCCUUGAUAACUUCCACAGUCGCAUCGAGUGUGAGAAUCCCAACAAUGACCUCAGCAGGUUCAGAGGUUACAUGGAGCACCCCAAUGGGGUUCGUGUCGGUCUCCAUAACAACAACCUGCUGCUGAGGAGCUGCACCAUCCGCAACACGGAGACCGUUGUGGGCAUCGUGGUCUACGCUGGUCAUGAGACCAAAGCCAUGAUGAACAACAGCGGGCCGAGGUACAAACGCAGCCAGCUGGAGAAGCGUCUGAACAUGGACGUGCUGUGGUGCGUGCUGCUGCUCAUCGUCAUGUGUCUGACUGCUGCUGUAGGACAUGGCCUCUGGCUGAACAGCCUCAAAGAUCCUCUGUUUCAGGUCGAUGGGGAGACGUCUCCUGCCCUGGCUGCAUUCUAUGUCUUCUGGACUAUGAUCAUUGUGCUGCAGGUGCUGAUCCCCAUUUCUCUGUACGUGUCCAUUGAGAUUGUCAAACUGGGCCAGAUUUACUUCAUCCACAAUGACUUAGACCUGUACAACGAGCAGCUGGACUCCAGGAUCCAGUGCCGGGCCCUCAACAUCACAGAGGACCUGGGUCAGAUCCAGUACGUGUUCUCUGAUAAGACGGGAACUCUGACAGAGAACAAGAUGGUGUUCCGUCGCUGCAGCAUCUACGGGGUGGAAUAUCCUCAUGAGGAAAAUGCUCGCAGGCUGGAGGUGUACGAGGCGGAGAAGAACGAGGUGGCGGCGGUGGAUCGCUCUGUGACUCUGAAGUCGGGCUGCAGUCGUAAAUCUCUGAGCUGUCGCUCCCUCAGCUGCAACCGCAGCUCCGUGUCUCUGCACACACUCACUGCGGAGUCGGAUGAGGAGGACCAACUGUCCAAUCACAUCCAUCCCAGAACCAGCGCCUUCUGCAGCCGCGUGGCGAAGGAGGUCAUACCAGACCCCGAGCUCGUGAGGAAGCUGAGCUGGCUCUGCUCUCCCAUGCUGCCUCUGAGUGACAGCUCCUCUGGGACUCCAUCCAACCUGGAACUCACCUACAUCACAGACUUCUUCCUCGCUCUGGCCAUCUGUAACAGCGUGGUGGUCUCCUCGCCCAGCCAACCUCGACAUGUGGUGCCUGAAGCUCGAACGCCUCUCAAGUCUCUGGAGGAAAUCAAGCUGAUGUUCCAGCGCUUCAGCUUCUCUCCUUUCUCAGCGCUCUCCCCUCCGCAGAUCAAAGGCAGCCCUCGCAGCUUCACCAGCAGGCUGUUCUCCCGAGGGAGGACCGGCUCCUCCAACUUCUCCACCCCCCCCAACAGCAACGCCACAAACGAGUCAGAACCAGUCCAAGAAAGCAACUUGGAAAACCUUAACCUGAGGCGUAAACUGGACUUGUCCUCCAUAGUGGAAGCAGGACAUGGUGGACAGGUGGAGGAGAGGGAGACGGAGGAUGAUAUCACGGAGACCAAGACCAACCCUGACGGAGCCAGGCUGGAUGUGGAGGAGCUCACCAAAGAAGUGGACUGUGAGGGCGACUCUGAUGAUGAACUGCUGUAUGAGGCAGAGAGUCCAGAUGAGGCGGCUCUGGUCCACGCGGCCCACGCGUACCGCUGCACCCUAAGGGGGCGCUCUGCAGAGAGCCUGAUGGUGGACCUGCCAGGAAUCGGCUCUCUGACUGUCCAGCUGCUCCACAUCCUGCCCUUUGACUCCAACAGGAAGAGGAUGUCAGUGGUGGUUCGCCACCCGCUCUCAGGACAGGUGGUGGUUUACACCAAGGGAGCCGACUCCGUCAUCAUGGAUCUGAGCGAGACCCCUAAAGGUGCAGAGCAGGCUCAGGAGAUCUACAGCCACAUCCGAGAACAAACCCAAAAACAUUUAGACAGCUACGCCAGAGACGGACUGCGCACACUCUGCGUCGCUAAAAAGGUUCUAGAAGAGGAGGAGUACGAGGUCUGGCUGAAGAGACAGCUGCUGGCGGAGAGCAGCAUCGAGAACAGAGAGGAGCUGCUGCUGGACUCGGCUCAGAGGCUGGAGACCAACCUCACCCUGCUGGGUACCACAGGGAUAUUGGACAGACUGCAGGAGGAGGUUCCAGAGACCAUUGAAGCUCUUCAGAAAGCCGGGAUAAAAGUCUGGGUUCUCACUGGAGACAAACAGGAGACGGCCAUCAACAUCGCCUAUGCCUGCAAACUCCUCCGUCCCAACGACCAGCUGCUGACAGCCAGCUGUGGGAGUAAGGAUACAUGUACAGCUUUACUUCAGGACCUCAAACUGGAAGUGCAGUGUGAAGAUGGCUCGACUGAACUGACUGCAGCUGGGGAUCAUGGGGAAUCAUCGUCAGGCAGCGGGGAUGGAUUCAUUCUGGUUAUAGACGGCCGCACGCUGGACUGGGCCCUGCAGGAGGACCUGAAGAGUGACUUCCUCAAGCUGAGCUGCAGAUGCAGGGCAGUCAUCUGCUGCAGGUCCACUCCACUACAGAAGAGCCAGGUGGUCCGGCUGAUCCGGGACCAGCUUGGCGUCAUGACCCUGGCUGUGGGUGAUGGGGCCAACGAUGUGAGCAUGAUUCAAGUGGCUGAUGUAGGCAUCGGGAUAUCUGGCCAGGAGGGCAUGCAGGCUGUGAUGUCCAGUGACUUUGCCAUCUCCAGGUUCAAACACCUCAGUAAGUUGCUGCUGGUCCACGGUGCCUGGUGCUACUCCCGCCUCGCAAACAUGAUCCUCUACUUCAUCUACAAGAACGUGAUGUACGUGAAUCUGCUGUUCUGGUAUCAGUUCUUCUGUGGUUUCUCCGGGAGCGUCAUGAGCAACUCCUGGGUGCUCAUCCUCUUCAACUUGAUCUUCACCUCCGUUCCUCCUCUCAUCUACGGCGUCCUGGACCGGCACACGCCUGCAGACACCCUGAUGGAGCUGCCUGAACUCUAUCGGGCGAUACAGACCACCAAGGUCUACGUUCCCUACAUGUUCUGGGUCACAGUCCUGGAUGCUUUCUACCAAAGCCUUGUGUGCUUCUUUGUGCCUUACUUUGCAUAUGCAGGAUCAGACGUUGGGGAACUGACCUUUGGCUCUCCAAUCAACGCCUCAGCACUCUUCAUCAUCCUGUUGCACCAAGUUAUCGAGAGUCACACUCUGACGUGGAUUCACAUGCUGGUCUUGGUGCUCAGUGGUGGCUCCUACUUUGGCUUCGUGCUGCUCUUCAGUUUGUUCUGUGUGACCUGUAGCCCCCCCACCAACCCUGUGGGGGUGGAAACACUCCAGAUGUCCCAGCCUCUCUUCUACAUCGUGUGUGCUCUCACCACUGUGACGGCUCUGUUACCCAGGCUGCUGUUUCGAACUCUGUACAACACCUUACACAGAUCAGCCCACAUGGACCAAACGGAUUCAGAGAGGUAUCGCAAGAGAAUGCAGCGCUGGAACCAGAGUCACUCCAGAGCCAACAGGGUGCCGGUGUGUGCUGACAACCCCGCCCUGGAGCCCAGCACAGCCUCAGUGGUGUCGUGACCUCUGUGUACACUCACACACACUUUAGACUUUCUGCUGAUGUUGACAUGCUGGAUUCAAGUGACAGAAUGGAUACUUUGUAUGGAUGCUGCACUCACCAGCUAUUUCACAGCUCUGCUUCAACAGCCGAACAACUCCUGGAGAGACUGAGAGCUAUGAAAAGAAAACCAUGUUUUAUUUGAACAUGAAGCUGUGAAAUGUCAAAUACUCAGAGACAAUACUGUCGUUAUAGGAGUCAACAUUUGUCAUGAAGGUAUGACAGCAAUCUCUAGUGGCCUUUGGUGCGUGCUACAGCUAAGAUGUUGAUCCACCACAACGCAGGACUGAUCAGCACACUGUCGAGGCUACAUUCACACUGCAGGCGAACUGGACCAAAUCUUUGUCAUUCUGUCUGGAUAUUCAUGAUCAUGUUGUUGGAAGACUGCUGAACUGGAAGUUUCAUUGCUUCACUUUCAUGUCGACAAGUGUCACAGCUGUUCUAUUGGGUUAUUGGGUCAAAUCUGAUCUUAAUUAUAUUGAACAUUAAAGCUGUAGUUUCUAUGUGCCCUGCGAUAAGCUGGUGACUUGUCCAGGGUGUACCCCGCCUCAUCCAAAGUCCAAAGUCAGCUGGGAUAGACACCACGGUGACCCUGAUGAGGAUAAGCCAUGACAAAUAAUGGAUGGAUUAAAGCUCUAACUAGUGAUUUUUGACCACAAGGGGGCAGGAAUAUUCAGAAACCCAAACAAAACAGUCUUCACAUUGACUUCAAACAACAACUUCUACAUCAAGGAGUUAGUGCAACAUCAGCAUCCCAUCAGAGCGGUGUAUCCACCAGAUGAAGAGGAGUCACUCUACUCUUUAGCUCUGCUUUGGUCUCUGCUAGAGUUGUAACGUAUGAUUCCCUCAAACUCCCAUCGUCAAAUACUGUCACGUCAUCGGGUACUUCUAUAUAUAGUACUUUCACUCAGGAAACCGCUGUUUGUGUCCCCUGUGCAAAAAGAAGUAAACACUGACUUCUUCUACUUCAGGUGUGUAACGGUAUGAUCUCCUAAAUCUAAUCAAAGUGCGAGCAUUACAUGGUGUUACCACACAAGCUUUAUUUUGAAAGUCUAACUAAUAAAUAAAGUCUAACUGCAUAUUUAUUCUCACAAAGUUGACCACAGAGACCUGUCCUGUCCAAAUACAGCACUAGUGGGGCACCUACAGUGUUAUAUUUUGCAGCGUAUCACUGAUGAAUCAGCAGUAUUUGUCGAGUUGGAAGUGACAAUGUGUGACUCGAACGCAGCCUGUGUGCUCAAGAACCAGAAAGAAUCUAAACACUAACAUACUACAGAAGGUUUCAACCCUGAACAGGGUUGCUCGGUUGUCAUGGAGACAGGGACACUUGUUGAUAUCAAAUGUGUUGCUAAACUGCAGUGUGGAUGGAGCCUUAGAGAUUCCUUGAUGGCACAAAACAGGAAGGUGGUGCCAUUCUUCCAUUACCACCGAAGCCUUCAGCCUCCACGUGACGGAGGCUCUGUGAAUACUAUUUUGUUUGUUUUUCUGUUUCUUGUCUCAAUCACACUAUGGAGCCUUUAACACUGCUGUCUUCUUAAUCCGUAGCUGACACAGUUUGCUGAUGAACAAACUCACUGGUGCGCUUACAGUUGUUGGAAUGUGUUUACAGACGGUGAAGGGUUGGACUGACAGACUUUGACUGAGAUGUUACAACGAGCAGCCUGUCUUUGUUUACCUGCUGCGUCGGUGACACCGGAGCACAUGAGUCAUGCUGACUUGAUUUUGGACUCUGGUUGAGUUGCUGCAAUCAACAUUCAACGAAGGCUGCGGUUGUACAUCUGUACAUGAAGGACGUGGUGAUACAUCAUGGAUUGAAGAAUUGAUCAGGGUUGACUGAGGAGUCGUAGUCGUGGGCUGAGCUGCACUAACAAAUGAACCUCAAUGAUGAACAAGAUCAGGUUAAAUGUGUCGUUUAUUUAAACAUAGAAGUCGAUUAGUCUAUCGUCUAUAUUAGAUGAUAUUGACAAAGCCAACGAACGCACCAAAGAAUCGCGUCUGUCACGCUGUAUUUGCAGGCUUUACCUCCUUGUGUUUACUGUACUGUUUAAAUGAUCAUGUCAGUUAGCAGACUCUAAAAACAUGCUUGUGGUGUAAAGACCAAGUCUGCAUGAGUUGCGUUACUCUUCCAUGGUGAUGGAAUCACAUGAUUUGAACAGUCUCCGCUGCAUUUCCUCUGACUGAUGAUAUUGUACAAAUAUGAGUGGAAGCUGAAUGAGGCCUGAAAACAUAUUAAACAUUAAAACACUUUAAAAUGAUGUAACGUAUACGUGGACCCUGGUCCAGCCUUGAAGUGUAAAACCCUGUUCAAGUCAUAUUGCUUUAUAGGGUUAGGGUUCAAACCAAAUGAAGAAAACAAAGCUCAUUUCAUUGAGUCGUUGUUGGUGCAGCCCAGCAGAGGAACACUUGAUUCACUCACAGUACUUUCAGACGUCCACCUUAAAGACUGCUAGGCAGUAAAGUCUGAUGAGGAUUUUUUAAAUAUAUUGUUAAUGUUGUAUUUGAGUUGUUUUGUUGAAUGUAUGACUGUUUGCACUGUUUGACAUGUUGCAAUAAACUGAUAGUUGCUCACAU
Molecule: messenger RNA, 8522 nt
Organism: Larimichthys crocea (large yellow croaker)
Lineage: Eukaryota; Metazoa; Chordata; Actinopteri; Sciaenidae
Gene: atp10d
Product: ATPase phospholipid transporting 10D
Exons: 23
Coding region: 1763-5914 (1383 amino acids)
Biological process (GO): phospholipid translocation
Cellular component (GO): plasma membrane
Molecular function (GO): ATP binding; magnesium ion binding; ATP hydrolysis activity
Source: RefSeq, a predicted model, not a curated record